CCAUAUUUUAUUUUAAGAUAUCGUGGAACUAUAUUGACAGUUUACAACUUUCCAUAAGAAGACGACUUAAACUAAAAUGAACACCAUACUAUUUGUACUAUUUUUGGUACGAGCUACGAGUGCGAUUUUACCCGAGCCAAUAGAUCAAUGCGUAAUAGAGACGACUUCAUUUCAUACGCUUCUUAAUUUUGCCUCAAAUAUUGUAAAAGUGAAGGACGCUAUCUGCAAUAGCAAUCAUACACUGAAAUCAGGAGGACAGAUUUCUGAUUAUAACACAGGAUUGGCAACAAAAGAGGAUAUCAGAAAAAUAAACACGCAACUGGCAACAAUACUUGCAUUACUACAAAGUUGUGGGAAAGACGCAUGUCAUACGUUUUAUCCACAAAACUGUGAAGACCUGUUAAUGAGAGGUUACAGAGAGAGUAAGGUGUAUUCCAUUUACCCAAAUAAAGAAACAGUAUUCCAGGUCUAUUGUGAUCAAGAGACAGCUGGGGGCGGAUGGGCGGUAAUGACCACGAAAAAAAUAACAGAAUACGGGUUCGGAAACUUAUCAAAUGAAUUUUGGCUAGGGAAUGACAAAAUCCACACACUUACAAAUUCAGGACGAUACACUUUACGAAUCGACUUGAAGGAUUUUUCAGGAAAUUCUCGAUAUGCAAGCUACAGCACCUUCAAUGUUGGAAAUGAGGAAUCUUGUUAUUUAUUGAGAGUCUUAGGUUACAGUGGAAACGCUGGCGACGCAUUUGGGAGUCGACACAAUGGCGCCAAAUUUGUCACAAAGGAUCGUGAUGAUGAUAAGACUUGUGCCCAUAGAUUCAGAGGGGGGUGGUGGUACCGAACUUUUCACCUGGCUAAUCUCAAUGGUCUCUACUUGAGAGGAAAUCAUUCAUCCUACGCUAAUGGUGUUAACUGGCAUAACUGGCUAGGAUAUCACUACUCCCUGAUGUUUGCUGACAUGAAAAUCAGAAAGUAAAGGAAGUUAAAUGAAAACAUACUAAAGGCAUACAA
Molecule: messenger RNA, 1008 nt
Organism: Saccostrea cuccullata (small rock oyster)
Lineage: Eukaryota; Metazoa; Mollusca; Bivalvia; Ostreida; Ostreidae
Product: techylectin-5A-like
Exons: 7
Coding region: 77-973 (298 amino acids)
Source: RefSeq, a predicted model, not a curated record